Molecule: messenger RNA, 919 nt
Organism: Malania oleifera
Lineage: Eukaryota; Viridiplantae; Streptophyta; Magnoliopsida; Santalales; Ximeniaceae
Product: protein EARLY RESPONSIVE TO DEHYDRATION 15-like
Exons: 3
Coding region: 195-710 (171 amino acids)
Source: RefSeq, a predicted model, not a curated record
GGUCGGCCUAUGGAGUCCACCCGAGCCUCAGCCUCAUAAACCAAACCGAAACAGCUUCGGACUUGGAGACCCCCGCUUUUACUUCCUCCCUCCUUCCCUCUAUUUUUUCCAGCAUUCCCAUUUCUGGAAACCGAUCGGAGCUCUUCGCUUUCUCCUGCUCGACGGCGAUAGUUCCCGGUAAUUGACAAAAAGGGAUGGCGUUGGUGUCGGGAGGAAGUUCUACGCUGAACCCUAAUGCCCCUGUCUUUAUUCCUGCUGCUUUUCGUGUGGUGGAAGAUUUCUCACCUGAAUGGUGGGAAAUGAUGCAGACUUCAAUGUGGUUUCGGGACUACUGGAUGAGCCAACAUCAAGAGCAAGAGACUUUUGAUGGCAAUGCUGAUGAUGAUGACAUUGUGAAUUUAUUGCCAGAUACAUUUGAUCUUGGAGUUGAUGAAGAGUUCCCCAACCUGGAAGUUCAGUUGGAAGAAUUAAUCUUGUCUUCUGAAGCUAAAGAAGAAACUGAAUCAGCCCUUAUUGUGCAGAAUAAAGAAAGUAAAUAUCAUUAUGGUAUGGAAAUGGAUGCUGCCACAAUGAUGAUGAACUUGAAUUCAUCUACGACUCCAAAGGCUCUCAGUCUCAAGUCUCCGAUAGGGCCUGCGAGGUAUCCUGAGAAGCCAGCAAAAUACAUGAGCCCUAACCAUGCCUCUCGACGCAUUCAGCAGCCUCGCUGAAACAGCUUCAAGGUCUCUUCGGUUGCUUCAUGCAGCGAGCUGCAGUAACCAUGGUAGUUUCAGUCAGAUGUUUUUAUGUACAUGUAUAGUGUAGUUGCCCGCCUUGUAUCUCUAGCAGUUCAUGAUCAUGUGUAGUUGUGUAUUUUGAAAUUUCAUCUGAUGAACCCUGUGAAGGAAACUUGGAAGAAAUAUAUGUUUGUUAGCAUUAA